GCUCGGCGGUACAGUGCGGCCCGGACAUCAGGAACUCAUCGCGCAAGAGCUCACGAUCCCGGUAGCAGAGCUGGCGGACGAUCUCCCUCUCGACCUCAUCUCGCAAGACGACGAGCACCCGAUUCCACAUAUGAUUUCUCGCACAUUGGCGCCAUAUCUCCAGUGGUCGGCUUGUGCGGAGGGAGCCGCAGAGCGCAUCCCGCCGUCCCAGCAGCAGUAUUUGAUUCCCCGGACGGUUCGCGAUCCUGCCUUCUUCAGGCAUCCAACGGCAGAGGAACUUGUUACCAUUCGAGAUGAGGAAGAGGAGGAAGAAAGCACUGAGAGUGACGAAGGAGAAGACGAGCGGGAAGAAAGUGGGGAAAGCGACAAAGUACUCGUGGAAGACGACGAAACCCCCGAAGAAGGAAGCUAUAGCGAGCAUAGCGAGGGGGAGCAGAGCGAAGAAGAAGAAGAAGACGACGAAGGAGAAGAGGAGAACGAAGGACCUGCGGAAUCGGAGUGGGAAGCUGUGCCGAAAGAAGUGCUGCGCACGGGCACGGAGGCUGAAGAUCCGGAGGCGUCCCGCAAAAGGGAAGAAACCGCGGCCGGGAAGAGGAAGCUAGAGUUUGCGAGCGAGGCAAGCUUUUACGUCCAUGACGACCCAAACCGAGAUCCGGAGCCGCCGCGACCAGAACAUGGCGACCUCACGGCCACGACUCCGACCUCAUCAGCGAGGUGACGGAGCCGAUCCCCCUCCUCCCCAACCCGUCCCACAGUUCACCAACAUACCGAUACG
This is a messenger RNA of Chara braunii, 775 nucleotides long. The record is from the annotation of a GenBank genome assembly. NCBI's taxonomy places the organism in Eukaryota, Viridiplantae, Streptophyta, Charophyceae, Charales, Characeae.